UUUGGAUCCACGCUGCUCAGAUCAGAGUGUACACACGAGAGUCAGAGCACUUUUCAUUCACACCGGUGUGGACACAGCUCUCUGACCAGCCGCGGCUCGAAGAAGUAAGUCCUGCUGCCUGUCAGCCCAGUGCGCACUCACUUCGGAGGCUUUUACGCACAGAGAGGACGUUUGGAAACCAGUCUCCUUCACCUGAUUUAAACCAAGGAGACGAGCGGAGGGACGGAACGGGGUUUUUUUUGUAGAAGACUUUUAUAGCAGCACUGGUUUUUUGGUUUCUCUUCUAUGUAUACCAAGAUGGAAACUACUUUCUAUGACGACUCACUCAACGCUUUCUCCCAGCCCGACAGCGCCGGCUACGGAUACAGCAACCCCAAGGCGCUGAAGCACAACAUGACCCUGAACCUCUCGGACCCGACGGGCAGCCUGAAGCCGCACCUCCGCGCCAAGGCCAGCGAGCUCCUCAACUCCCCGGACGUGGGCUUGCUGAAGCUGGGCUCGCCGGAGCUGGAGCGGCUCAUCAUCCAGUCCAGCAACGGGCUCAUCACCACCACCCCGACCCCGACCCAGUUCAUAUGCCCCAAGAACGUCACUGACGAGCAGGAGGGCUUCGCGGAGGGGUUCGUCCGAGCCCUGGCCGAGCUGCACCACCAGCACAUGCCGGCUCCGGGCAGCGUGAGCGUCACCUCAGCCCCACAGACCAGUGUCAACAGCGCGCUGCCGCCCGUGUCCUCGGUGGUCGGUGCCACCGGGUACAGCAGCAACGCCACCAUGCGCUCCGACUCGCCGGUCUAUGAGGACUUGAACACUUUCCACCCCGCCAUCAGCACUGUCUCGGCACCGAACUACACCACCUCAGCCCCGACUAUGUCCUUCCCCGCUGCCCCGCCCCAGCUCCCAAUCUACGGCCAGCCCAGCUCUCUGCUUAGGCUCACGGCUCUCAAAGAGGAGCCCCAAACCGUGCCCGAGAUGCCCGGGGACACCCCUCCACUCUCCCCGAUCGACAUGGAGAACCAGGAGCGCAUCAAGGCCGAGAGGAAGAGGUUGAGGAACCGCGUCGCUGCCUCCAAGUGCCGCAAGAGGAAGCUGGAGCGGAUCUCGAGGCUGGAGGACAAAGUUAAGAACCUGAAGUCCCAGAACUCGGAGCUGGCGUCCACCGCCAACAUGCUGCGGGAGCAGGUGGCCCAGCUGAAGCAGAAGGUGAUGAACCACGUCAACAGCGGCUGCCAGCUCAUGUUGACGCAGCAGCUCCAGACCUUCUGAGGGGCUGUCAGCGGCGGCGGAGAGAGCAAAGACUGUAGUUGAACGAAUCGGACGCUUCCUGUGAUAGUGAGUGGCUGUGUCUCCCGAGGUCGGGACGGGAUUCGGGAUGACCGGCACCGGCAGGAUCUGUGGGCCGCACAGAAAGUUCCCGAGCGCACCGCGCUCCCGGGGGGCGCGUCCCAGAGAUGAGCUCGGGACAGUAACAGUGGCCAUGAACCAGAGGGGGCAUGGCAACAAGCAAGAUACCUUUCUGUUUCUGUUCCGUGCUGCUUUCACAGAACUGGACUGGACUGAAGUUUUCUUGAUUUACACCCAGCUCUGCAUGGACCUUCUCAUGAAUACCAAAGGAGAAAUUCAGUAUUAGAGGAAAUAAGAACCUGCAAUAGAGACGUUUCUUGCUGUAGCCACAAUGGCCUCACACAUGGGCGUGUUGGCCAACUCUAAACGGCUGAAGAGUUGUAACUAAAGCUGCCUGACUUCUGAGUUACAGUACAAUGUACUUCGUUUUCUUAAUUGUAAGAAUUUAAGUUGGAAAAUCUUCAAGAUUUACUUGUUUUUUCUGAAAUUGUUUAAUGGGGUUUCACUCAUUGUUAUAUGUAUAUAAGAUCAACUUGGAGUACUUAUAUUGACCAUUUGUAAUAAGAAUACUGUAUAAUUUUUUAUGUUUUGUUUCCUGAGCACUUCAGAAACUAAUCAAUAUUUAAGAAAAUAAAGCAGAUGAAAUGAAA
Messenger RNA from Hippoglossus stenolepis (Pacific halibut), 1991 nucleotides. RefSeq names its product Jun proto-oncogene, AP-1 transcription factor subunit (gene jun). Gene Ontology annotation, biological process: regulation of cell population proliferation; regulation of transcription by RNA polymerase II; regulation of cell cycle. Gene Ontology annotation, cellular component: transcription regulator complex. Gene Ontology annotation, molecular function: transcription factor binding; DNA-binding transcription factor activity, RNA polymerase II-specific; RNA polymerase II cis-regulatory region sequence-specific DNA binding. The record is from RefSeq and is a predicted model, not a curated record. The transcript has a single exon. Lineage: Eukaryota; Metazoa; Chordata; Actinopteri; Pleuronectiformes; Pleuronectidae. The coding region runs from base 286 to 1263 and encodes 325 amino acids.